Messenger RNA from Trachymyrmex cornetzi, 1407 nucleotides. Its product is annotated as putative U5 small nuclear ribonucleoprotein 200 kDa helicase. NCBI's taxonomy places the organism in Eukaryota, Metazoa, Arthropoda, Insecta, Hymenoptera, Formicidae. Bases 35 to 1396 code for a protein of 453 amino acids. The record is from RefSeq and is a predicted model, not a curated record. The transcript has 6 exons.
GUUUUAAGUACUGAAUGCACCUAAUAAACAAAUCAUGGCGGAUGCUGCUGCACGUCAAUUACAAUACGAGUAUAAAGCGAAUUCCAAUCUCGUUUUACAAGCUGAUGUCCGGUUAAUAGAAAGACGUAGCCGAGAUGAAGCUACCGGUGAGGUUAUGUCUCUUGUGGGAAAAUUGGAUGGUACUCGUAUGGGUGAUAGGGCCCAGCGUACCAAACCUGGAAAAGCAGAGGAAAGAAAAGUCAAACGACAAAAACGCGAUGAAGCACAAUAUGACUUCACUCGUAUGAAAGGAGCAACCUUAUUAUCUGAAGGUGUGGAUGAAAUGGUUGGUAUUGUAUAUCGUCCAAAAACACAAGAGACACGUCAAACUUACGAAGUAUUACUCAGUUUCAUACAAGAAGCUUUGGGCGACCAACCACGUGAUAUUCUUUGCGGUGCAGCUGACGAAGUACUAGCUGUAUUAAAAAAUGAUCGACUUAAAGAGAAAGAAAAGAAAAAAGAAACUGAACUUUUACUUGGUUUAUUAGCAGAAGAAAGAUUUGCACUGCUUGUAAAUCUUGGUAAGAAGAUCACGGAUUUUGGGAGCGACGAAAAAAGUACAACAAACGAUGAAAAUAUUGACGAAACAUAUGGGAUUAAUGUACAGUUUGAAGAGAGUAGCGAGGAAGAUGAUGAAGAUGUAUAUGGAGAAGUACGAGAAAAUGAAGACGAAGGUGAUGAAGGUGAAGAAGCUAAUGAUGACAGAGCUAUUCAUGCAGAAAACCUGGGUGGAACAGAAGAAAUGAAGAAAGAAAAACCAUUACAUCCAUUAGACAUUGAUGCAUAUUGGUUGCAAAGAAGAUUAAGUAGGAUAUAUGAUGAUGCCAUGGUAUCGCAAGCGAGAGCUGCUGAAGUACUAGCUGUCUUGAAAGAUGCCGCAGACGAUCGUGAAUGCGAAAAUCAGCUUGUGCUUUUAUUAGGUUAUGAUUGUUUUGAUUUCAUUAAACAGCUUAAAAAAUACAGACAUACAGUUGCAUACUGUACAAUGUUGGCCUCAUCGCAGUCCGAAUCAGAAAGACAAAAAAUCCGAAACAAAAUGAAUGAUGACCCGGUGCUUGCCAAAAUCUUGCGGCAAUUAGAUACAGGUAAAGGUGAAGAUGACGCUGAUGAGACAAUGGAAGCGAGAUCCCAGCGCAAAAGACGGGAAGAAAAUGAAGAUACUGGAGGACCUGGAGGACAGGUUCAAGGUACAAGAAACUUGAUAGAUUUGGAGGAUCUUAUAUUUGCUCAGGGAAGUCAUUUCAUGGCCAACAAGCGUUGCCAAUUACCUGACGGAAGUUUUCGAAAACAACGGAAAGGAUCCUGGUUAGAAGCCGUAAAUAAUGAGAAAUGGACUAGAGGCCCUUGUUCCUCUUAGGCCGGUUGCAC